Parnassius mnemosyne (clouded apollo) is the source of this 1428-nucleotide messenger RNA. NCBI's taxonomy places the organism in Eukaryota, Metazoa, Arthropoda, Insecta, Lepidoptera, Papilionidae. The record is from the annotation of a GenBank genome assembly.
AUGUUGACGGCGAGUGUCCUUGUGGUGCUGGCGACGUUGUCCCUUGCCACCCCCGACCUAAAAUCCAUCACGCCUAGUCCAGUCACGGACAACGCCCUACCCGCCGAACAAUAUUUCAUUGAGAAGAUUUUCGACAAAUAUGGAUAUAAAGGGGUUAUUACAUUUGAGGGUUUCGAGCACUUGCUGGACAGUCUCGGCCUGGGCGGGCGAGUAUUCGCGUCCCCUCACGACUUAGCUAUACACCGUGUCAAUGGUACCUUUCGCCAGAUGCACGAUACGCAACACAGACAUAAGCGAUCGCCUACAUUAGAAGACCCCAUAUUGAAGAAGUCAUGCCUAUCGCCCAGGGAGAUACUGGAGGUGUAUGGGAUGGAAAACGAGCCGGGAGUCAUAACUAUCAACCCAAAAACAUUUCUAGAAAUGUGUCCUGCUCUUGUUUACCAAUUGGACCAACGCUCCUGCUACAAAACUGAAGUUCCGGCACCUAAGUUAGAAAGAUAUUUAACCUGGCUGUUUGCAAGUUUAAGUAUUCUCGUGAUAAGCGCUACCGGUCUGUUUGGAGUUGCGAUAGUUCCUUUAUUAAAGUCAGUUAUAUUCAAUCACGUACUACACUUCCUGGUGGCUGUUGCGGUUGGUACGCUAUGUGGUGAUGCUCUAUUACACUUAUUACCUCAUGCUUUAAAAUCGCACGGACCACCAUCUGCCCCACAGGAAGAAACAGAAGUAGUGCUCAAAUGUAGCGUUACUUUUUUAACUAUCUUACUGUUUUAUACGGUAGAAGCUGUCAUGCAAACAAUUAAUGGUGGACACGCACACUCUCAUGAUCACGCACAAGGAAAGGCGGUAGAAGAAGUAAAAGUGGAACCUGCAAAACAAACAGAACAAAUUGAGCUCGGCGCUAUGAUGCCUGGAUCGCCUCCUCCGCCUGUUGAGAGACCGAUGACAUCAACUGCCCUUAUGGUAAUUGUUGGUGAUGCCCUGCACAAUUUAACUGACGGCCUCGCGAUAGGAGCGGCUUUCAGCGGAGAUCCAGUGACAGGUUUUGCUACAGCUCUUGCCGUGUUUUGCCACGAACUGCCACAUGAGUUAGGUGAUUUCGCUGUUUUACUGCGCUCGGGUAUGAGCAUUAGACGUGCUCUAUAUUACAAUCUACUGUCUUCUGUGUUGAGCUUCAUGGGUAUGGCUGGAGGUAUAUGGCUUGCGGAGGAUCAUGAAUCGGCUUCACAAUGGAUAUAUGCUGCAACGGCUGGUACAUUUUUCUAUAUAGCACUUGCUGAUUUGGUUCCCGAAAUUAAUGAAAAUAACCACGGGAAAAGUGUUAACGUAUUUCUUGCAGUUCUUGGUAUAUUCACUGGUGGUGUAAUUAUGCUUAUGAUAGCUUUACACGAAGACUCUAUACAGUAUCUAUUUAGAAGUGCGGAACAAUGA